GCGAGCCAUCAAAACACUAUAUUGAGAGAAGACACAGGCAAAACAAUAACUCGCGGUCUUUGUCGAUAGGGAGACAUGGGCUUUACGGCGACCAGCUACUCUUGUGCCAAGCCUGCCGUGCGACUGCUGACCCGCGCCAACCCCGCAGCUGCUUGCUGGAGCGAGUUUGUCACGGGCUAAGAUUCCCGAGAUCUAAAAUGCCCCCCAACAUCAUGUUCAGCCAGUUGACCUCAUACCCCCGAAAUGCAAAUAGAUCCAUUGUUUGGUGCGAUCCCUUUGGACUCAGGAUGGCUAAAACUGCACCUCCGGAACCGAGCCGACUCAGGCCAGCUGGGAAAGUCACCAUGCUUCUUGGACGUAUGACCCAACUCGCUAUGGACUGGCUGAAGAAAUGUUUGGAGCUCUGCCAGAAUUUCCCCACCAACCUGAUGAGGGCCGUAUUGAUGGGCAUUGCCAUGGCGGCGAUGCCCAUCUUGGAGAAGGUGACAAGACUCUUAGGAGAGGGGGAAGAACUGGGAAGAGAUGAAAGCAAACUGGAGGAGCAAAACUUGAAAGGUGGACAUCUAGACUAUCUGAUCCUGAAUCGUUUUGGAAGUUAUGCUCUAGAGGAUCUAGAAGACUUAGAGGAAGAUGGCUAUUUUCAAGAGUGCCCAAAGCACCUGUCACUUGGUUCCAGCGGUGCCGAAAUGGAUAGGAUGCAUCUGGAAGAGGAAGGUGUAUCUGAGCUGUGUUUGAGAAGUCCUUCCAUCAUUUUUGACUUUGGAAAUGAUUGGGAGGGUUCUUCAGAAGAGGAUGACGACAACGUGGGACUUGAGGACAUGGCGAGUCCUGGGGGUUUUCCCCAGAGAUGGCUGGAAGAUUGUUACCAUCCCCAAAUAGUUACAAAAGGUGGAUAUUUUGGAAAGGACCUGAAUGAUGACCACAGCCGCAAUGGAGAAUUAAAUGAAUUUGAAGACUGUCUUUGGCAGAGUUUGGAAAGUACCUUGGGUUCCCAAGGAUGCGAGGACAGCUUGGAGUCUAACGGGGAUUUGUUGGUGCACGAAGAGCAAAGCUUCAAAGGUUUACCUGAUGCCCCAGAGGAUGGGGAACAGCCAGAAAUGAACAGGAACCAGGGAGAUAAGGGAGCUCUCAACUCGGGACCCCCUGCGCUGUGCGGUUUCAAAAGCUCCCUUGUCCUGUCGUUGUUCUACAGUCCAUCGGAAGAUGAGGAGGAGGAGGAAGAGGACAAUUCAGAGGACUGGUGGAGCGAGGAUGAAAUGGAAGACAGUGGUCGGUCCAGAACGUCCUUAGAGAACAGUGAUUCAGAAAAUGGGGAUAAAGAUUUGGAAGCGGAGGACGACUGUCUGCACCCGGAUGGUCUGGAGAACCUCUGUGGAUCUUUCUCCAUGAACAAAGAUCCCUUCCAUCCUCUCUGCUUUUCCAAGCCCACUCAGGCCCCCAAGGCCCCUGCCCUUGCCCCCCCUAAGCCCAAGACCCACAAGGAGAUCGCCGUCUCUUUUUAUCUAACGAGGCCGAGUUCUAAGCCGGAACACGUGUGCAGUCCCCCAAACCAAGCAUGGCCUCAAAAGGACCCAAGAGCUACCCAUAGACUUCCAUCUCACAAACACUGUCAGCCGGAUUCUGGGGGAAAUGGCGACCCCGUCCCCGCAGAAACAUCAUCGGGUUCCCAGGAGGAAAACCUGGUGAUUAAGAAGGUCCGGUUCUCUCCUGUGGUUACCGUCCAUCCAUUGCUGGUUUGGGAUUAUGCCACCCGGGCAGCUCGUCGAGGCCCCUGGGAGGAAAUGGCCCGCGACCGCUGCCGUUUCCGCCGGAGGAUUGCUGAAGUGGGAGCCAUCUUGGAGCCUUGCUUAGACCCAGAGCACCGAGCCAAAGUGUGGAGGAAGACCCAUGGGUUCCCAGACUCCCUUCAAGAAGGUGGAAAAACCGACACGCCUUCCAGUUCCAGGUCUGCUCGCGCAUAGUAGUUGGGUCUCCCAAGCUGGGAAUGAAACGGCUACCCAUGAUGGCAGUCCCAUCCAAACAAUCCACAUCAAAAUAUAGGGAAAAAGACUCUGGGAUGUUGUUAGCCAAAUGUGUGAGAUCUUCAGGAGAUCAAAAUGCGUCUCGCACUGUGACAUGGUGAGCAUGUCUGAAGAGAGGGGGUUGGAAUGCUGUGUGUGUACAAACACAGAAUUUGUCUAUCCACCAGCCUUCCCCAAGCAGGUGGCCUCAAGAAGUGUUGAAAUACAACUCCUAUUGCCUCAGCUAGCAUGAUGGAGUUUGUAGUCCAGCACAGGACACCCCCUUGGGGAAAUUCUAAUCCACAGCCUAGCCCUGUAAAACUGUUUCCUCCAAGGCUACAGCGUAGCAAGAUUAAGCAGUAAACCAGGGAUUAGAUUCCAAAUUUUCUCUGGGAGAUGGAGUGGAGUCCACUGAGCUAGAGACCUAAGGGAAGGGGGGGGGGGGCUGCAGCUAGGAGCAAGUAGUUCCAGGCUCCGUUUUCUGAAUAAAUGCACUGAUACUAAGCUGGUACUACUACCUCAGUUGAUUUUUGGGGGAAGGAUUUUAAAACAAGAUCACAGCUGUAAUAAUAUAAAUAUGUGGGAGAGGUUUGUUUGUUUGUUUUAAAUAUGAUGCAUUCAUUGUUGCAAGUGCAUUUCAUAGGCCUUGCACAGUGUUGCAACAGCCUGGUGAAACAGGACGUUGGUAUUUCCAUUUUAUGGGCAGGUAAACAGAGGAAGUUGUUCAGGAUGCCGAGAGAAUCUGUAGCUAGGCAGAUCUUUUUAAGGCAGCUCUUAAUGGACCUGUACGCCAGGGGUCAGCAGAAAAUAGAUCACGAGAUGUUUUGGAUUUCAGCUCCCAGAAUUUCUGACCCGUUGCCAUACUGGCAGGGGCUUCUGGGAGUUGGAAGUCCAAAACAUCUGGAGAUCUACCUUCUGCCUACCCCUGUGGUGCACUGUACAGCUAUUGCUAAGGCCUAAUUCUAAAAAUGAUUCUGAGCUGGUUAAAACGUCCUUAUCUCUGUGGCAUUCCACAUGCCUGCCUUCAAAUUUAAACACUCAGGCCUUAGGCGUACAGUGUCAGUGUGCCAGGGAUCCAUGGCCCUGGUGGACACCCAAACGAAGCCUGUGUAUGCAACGACAACUCAAGUGCACAGAACCCCACAACCCAUGGUUUGGUUUUUUACAUGUCCUUUCUUUCUUAAACCAGGCUUUUUGUAGCUUGUAUAAAUCUCUCCAAGGCAAUUUUCCUCUUUAAAGUUAAAUGUAUUUAAUUAUUAAAACCCAGUUAUUUUUUGUGCGUGCUUAUUAACGAUGGUACUGUAUUGUAAUAAUUGUUGCUGUAAUUAUUUUUUAAAAACUUACCUUUCACU
This is a messenger RNA of Elgaria multicarinata webbii, 3352 nucleotides long. RefSeq names its product protein phosphatase 1 regulatory subunit 15A (gene PPP1R15A). Gene Ontology annotation, molecular function: protein phosphatase regulator activity. Bases 198 to 1961 code for a protein of 587 amino acids. The record is from RefSeq and is a predicted model, not a curated record. Gene Ontology annotation, cellular component: protein phosphatase type 1 complex; endoplasmic reticulum. The transcript is spliced from 3 exons. NCBI's taxonomy places the organism in Eukaryota, Metazoa, Chordata, Lepidosauria, Squamata, Anguidae. Gene Ontology annotation, biological process: response to endoplasmic reticulum stress.